AUGUCCGCUGACUUGAACCUCUACGGCCCCCUUUCCGGACCACCAUCCACCACUAACGAGACUUGGCCGGGCUCUCUCUAUCUGAACAACACCAUCCCCCAAGACUGUUUUUCUCUUCCUUUGUUCGAAGAUAAUGACCAAUGGCUUCUCAAUUCCUUCUCGCCGCCGGUGUCUUGGGCCACUGGAGCGGCUCUUCAAACAAACUCCACCGCUAGCUCGGAAGCUAGCUUCAUCACUCCCUGCCAGACUGUACACAAUCCUAGUAUUUUUUACGAGCAAAAAUCCCCCCGAAUGCAGACUAUGUUUAAGCAAUUCAUACCGUCUCAGAUGCCUCCAACACCCAUCCACGAAAUUACCUCGCGGGGUAGCAUCACAAGUGUUAGCAGCGGUGGUAGCGCCGACAGCAACCAAUCUCGGUCCAGUGUUUCCAGCCACAGCAGCAGUAAUGAUAGUCCAGUAUACAGUCGUCAAGAGAGCUCCCAUCGGCCUUCCUCUCCAGGGUCUGGGAUGAACGAGAGCGAACGACGCAAACGGGAGCGCUUCCUCGAGCGCAACCGCGUGGCUGCCAAUAAAUGUCGCAAGAAGAAGAAGGAGCAUGCCAAGCAGCUGGAGUGUCGCUGCGAGACGGUGUCUCGGGAAAAAAUGCUCUUAGAGAGCCAAGUUGAUCACCUGCGGGGCGAAAUUCUAAGUCUCAAGAAUGAGCUGCUGCGACAUUCCCACUGUGGAGAUGCGAGGAUUAAGUGCCAUUUGGCAAAGAUGGUAAAGCAGCUUUCUAAAAAGACUGGCACCACAACCCCGAGUCCAGAGGUAAAGAAAGAGUCAUUACCCCCGAUGAAUAAUUUCAAGCACGAGCAGGAAAUGACAAUGGAUCUUGAGGAUCUGGUGCAGCUUCCGGCUGCCGCGGAUAGUUCAGUAACAGAAAGACAAAAAGAUAUUGAGUGA
Aspergillus welwitschiae is the source of this 942-nucleotide messenger RNA. Its product is annotated as bZIP transcription factor. The transcript has a single exon. Lineage: Eukaryota; Fungi; Ascomycota; Eurotiomycetes; Eurotiales; Aspergillaceae. Bases 1 to 942 code for a protein of 313 amino acids. Gene Ontology annotation, biological process: regulation of transcription by RNA polymerase II. The record is from RefSeq and is a predicted model, not a curated record. Gene Ontology annotation, molecular function: DNA-binding transcription factor activity, RNA polymerase II-specific; RNA polymerase II cis-regulatory region sequence-specific DNA binding.